UAUUAUUGUCUAUGGCGCUAUUAGUAAAUGUAAAUAAUAAAAUAAUACAUCAGCUUGUGUAUUUUCGUUGUUUGAAAAUCAGAAAUUUCCGUUUGCUUUAAAUGGCUAAAGCGUUGCCGCUCAUCAGUUGUGACUCUUGGGCCGAUAGCAUAAAUGAGGAAGAUGUGGAGCCCAAAUUUAAGUAUCACCGUCUCGCAAAUGAUUUAAAAUACAUGCUCAACGCUGAUGUCAUCACUUGUAGCGCUGUACACUUAAAGUUUCUUAUAUUUGGAACUUUCCGAGGACGUGUUUGUAUAUUUGACCAUCAAGGAAACUCAGUCUACUCAAAUCUUAGCGCUAGCGAACGUCACACUCACCAAGUGGCAGUAAACAAUAUAGAUGUAGAUCAUAAGGGCGAGUAUGUGGCCACAUGCUCCGACGACGGAAAAGUUAACAUAACGGGAUUGUUUAGCUCUGAUAACAAUCACAGUCUCAGCUUUGGCAAAUUUAUAAAGGUCGUAUCACUGGAGCCCGAUUCCAAAGCUCACAUUAAAAGAUUUGUAGUGGGCGACGACAAACUUAUCUUGUACGAGCGAAACUUGCUAAAGAAGCUUAAACCAGUUGAACUGUGCUCAGUCGAAGGCAGUGUUUUGUCAAUCUGCUGGCAUGGCAACUUUAUUGCCUGGGCAAGUCACAUAGGAGUUCGAGUCUACGAUUUAAACGAAAGAUGCUCACUUGGAUUAAUAAAGUGGGAGGUUCCUCCUCAGGAGCGAUUAGAAAAUUUUCGAUGCCACCUUCGUUGGUCCAACAAGCAUACAUUAUUAAUUGGCUGGGUAGACACUAUUCGAGUUUGCGUAAUUCGAAAGAGAAAUUCAAUCGAAGCUUCAACUGGCAAUCUGCCUGUCUACAUUGUGGAUCCAAUCUCGACAUUUCAAACAACUUUCUACGUAUGUGGGCUUGCACCAUUAUCUGCAAAGCAAUUGGUUGUUCUUGGCUUUCGCAAGGAAAAAAGCUCUUGUUUUAAAGCCCUACGACCUGUAUUAUGCGUUAUUGAAUACAAAAUGAAUAAUAGCGAGGAAAUCUGCACAGACAGUUUAACUUUACGCGGCUUUGAGGAGUACACCGUGAAUGACUAUAGUCUGGGUGGCAUAAUCGAGGAGAAUCGCUUUUAUAUUGUGGCCCCAAAGGAUAUUGUGGUAGCUAGUCUUAUUGAAACAGAUGAUCGUAUAGAAUGGUUGAUUAAACACAGUAAAUUUGAGGAGGCAAUGGAACUUAUAUCUGCGAAUGGAGGUAACGUUCCCGUACUUUCCGUUGCUAAACUUUAUAUCAACCAUUUACUGGCGCUUAAGAAGUAUGAUGACGCAGCAAAACUUUGCCUCCGCAUGCUAGGCAAUGACAAAGUCCUUUGGGAAGAGGAAGUUUUUAAGUUUGUAAAGUGUCAGCAGCUACGAUCAGUUAGCGCCUAUCUGCCGACUUCAGACGAAUGCAAACUUGAUCCCCAUGUAUACGAAAUGGUUUUAUACGAGUUUCUCAAAUUUGAUGUAUGUGGUUUCCUGAAUCUUAUCAAGGAAUGGCCAUCUCAUCUUUAUGACGGCCUGGCUGUUAUUAACGCUAUUCACGAUAACUUUCGAAAGCACUAUGCCAAUCAGUUGCUGGAAUCAUUGGCUCUUUUGUAUUCCUAUCAAGGCGACUUCGAAAGUGCUCUUCGCAUGUAUUUAAAGUUGCAGAACAAGGAUGUCUUCCAAUUAAUUCGACGGUAUGAGCUUUACGAUGUCAUUUCAAAACUGAUUAUUCCACUUAUUCAAUUGGAUCGUGACUGCGCCUUUGAAAUACUACUUGACAAGAAAAAAAUAAAGACUGAGAUAGUUGUCCACCAGCUAGAGCACAAUCAAGAGUACCUGUACUGGUACUUAGAUUCUUUACUUAAAAAGGAUCCCAGUAAUGUGUUUCAAAAAAAACUUAUCUCCUUAUAUGCCAUUUUCGAUCGAAACAAACUAUUGCCCUUUCUAAAGCGUUCAAAGGACUAUGACAUUCAGGAGGCGUUGGUCAUAUGCAAACAGGAAAACUUUUAUCCAGAAAUAGUCUACCUGCUCGGGUGUAUGGGUGGCGUAGAAGCGUCCGAAGCACUUAAUAUUAUUAUUCAUCGCAUCAGAGACAUAGAAAUGGCCAUAGAGUUUUGCAAGGAGCACGAUGACAGCGAUCUUUGGAAUGCACUUAUAAAUGAAUUUAGCAAGCACCCUGAAAUUGUGACCAAAGUUUUGGACGGCAUAGUUGACUACUUUAGCCCAGCGGUGGUUGUUGGAAAGAUCAAAAUGGGACAGAACAUUCCAAAUCUUCGACAAUCACUUAUAAAAAUGCUGCGCCACUACAAUCUUCAAGGUGAAAUUUUAUCCUCCGCCCAACAAAUUCAACUUAAUGACUAUUUUGAAAUUCACUCGGAGAUAGUCACCACGCAAAGACGAGGUCAGCAGGUUUCCUACGAACAACUAUGCUCAUUGUGCCACCGUCCAGUACUGAUGGCAGGCACACACUUGUAUUGUAUAAUCAGGUUAGAGUGUGGUCAUGUAUACCAUAAACCGUGCAUACAAGGUGAAUUGCUUAAAAAUUGCAACGAGUGUAACCUUUGGAAGUUAACCGUGGGGAAAUAGGUUUAUAGCGACAUCAUAACUGUUACCCCGGCGUCCUGUUAGGGGAAUUAAGAAUAAAUAAACUUUAUAGCUUAAUUUCUUACGCCCAAUGUUUUCAAACGUAUAUUGCCUAAAUGAGUUAAACGAUUUCUUUUAAAUUUCAUAUUCUCUUAACAAUUAAAUUCCAUAACUAUUGAUAAUUAAAUCUUUUUCACUAAUAAGCUUAGUUUCAGCUAUUUUUUGUUAACUGUUCCAUUUUAAGAAUGCCGGAUGGACAAGUAAAUAUUAUAGUACAGCAAGCGAGCGAAGGAGGUGUGCUGAGUUAAAGAACAAAAGACCUUGAACUUUUUUUGCGCGGUGGUGGCGAUAUCAUUAAGUAUAAUCGUUACUUGUGGCAGUUAAAUAAUUGAGGUCAUAUUUGGUUUAACAUAUCGAUGGAUAUAAUAUAUCAUUGAAAUAUGAAAUAUUUGAAAAAAGGAAAUUCUUUUCAAAAGUGUAAGCGUUUUGGCGUUGUGGACGUGGGAGUCUACAGUCUUUUUGGAUUCGAAACCAUUCCUUCUACCUGGUACAUCUUUUUUAACGAUUCUGCUGUUUUUUUUUUUUUUAACGCGUUACUUAAGUUUGUGCGUUCUAAUGCGGCGGUAUAACUGAACCUGAAGAAGUCGCCAAUUUAAUUUAUAUUCUUGCAUAUCUACAAACUUCUGCCUGGAAAAUUUUGGGGUCAACUCAAAUUUCUGGGACUUGUUAGACCUCGGGUAGCUACAGACUUUUCCACAUUGACAUUGGGUCUGUACAGACUCUUACUUGCUUGACUUUCGGAUCUCCAAUAACAUCUUCAAGCUUGUGGAAUAUCUGGUAUACAGAUUUUGGAUUUUAGGAGCCCUCCAUGUUUGUAGCAAAUAUUUGCAAAUAAUAUCAAGAGCUUAACUAAUUGGCACAUCCUCGCCUCCAAUUAUUAUCCACUUAUACUCAUUUCCCACAUCCAGCGGCUUAAUCCCAAGCAGUACAGUAAGGACACCGGGAAAAGGAUUUUCCACACAGUCGUUGUGUGGUGUGAAAUACUCGUGGACAAUAGCAUCUUGUGGCCAAUACGACAUACUGUUUUACUUGCUGGACACGAAUUUGAAUUUUUUCGCGCAGUUGCCAAUGGAGGUAAACGAAUUCCAGGAGCAACACCACAGCCCCAGGGCUUUCGCCCUGAAGUAGUUGGCCCUAGACGUGAACGGACUGGGGAGUCUUUGGUUCUGGGAAGAGGUUCGGUUCAACCGCACGGACUAUAGCCACAAUAACAUCCUUGGUCUCAUUCGAUCCGGCUGGUGGUCCGUUGGCAGAGCCGACAUGGCCCUGCCGCAUCAGAAGGGACAGUGGAGUCUUUGGUUAGCAAAGGUUGUUCUGGACCGAGCUUUGGUUAAACUUCACGGACGAUACAGCGCCAUCAUAACAUUCUAGGGCCUGUCGUGGUCAGAAAAGACAGUGGAGUCUUUGAUUUGCAAAGGUGGUUCUGUGAAGAGCUUAAGCUUGACCUAACGUCGAUACUCCUCCGCCACCAUAAUAUCCUAAGUCCCAUUCGGCCCGGCACGAGGUCCGCUGUCAAGAAUGUCGCGGGACAAAAAAGGAGGAGUAACACCGCGCAGAAGACGGCAAGGACUGUAAGAGUCCAUUUUCGAGUGGUCUUUUAAUAAAGCUAAUUUAAUCUGAAACCCUGUAUUCUUCAUGGUCAACCAAUCACACAAAACAUUUUGUGGGACGAACAAUCAAACUCUCUGAUCUACCCGGCGCAAUUCGUAGCCACCAGAAUAAAUGAAAACAGUUUCUUACAAUAGCAAUUUCUCUUGUUUUUGACUAUGAAUUAUAAAGUGUUUUAUCUUUUGGUUUCGGAAUGUUACUUCUCGAUCAAAUCCUACGUUUUUUAGCUGAUAAGUGGACUGAGAAAGUGGUUGUAGCACCAAAAGACAUCUUACUUAUUGAAUCUAUUUGUUUCCACCUUCUACCCAGAUCAAUUGUCUAUUUAUUAAUGAGGGGUAGGUAAGUACAAUCCUCAUUUUGGACUCUCCCUAUCAAUGGUCUGUGAAUGUUCUUACAGUAAGUAACUCUCUUGAAUUUCUUAUCCAAGCUUGUGCCUUAACCACCUUCCACUUUACUAUGGCUCCAAUCACUGCAAUCAAUUCGAGCUUAUAAAGGCGAUACAAUUUCCUGGGCCUACAACUCAUUUAGAACACUGUAUUUCACUAGUGGAUCGAUGUGCGUUCGUGACCUCGCUUUUUUUUAGUGGAUGACUUGGUAAAUCAUUUGCCCGUUUUCUUUUUGUCCCACUAGGCUUCCAUUCCCUAUUGACGGUUUACGGAAGUAUUUUUUUGUAAUCGAAUAGUUGAAGUUUAUUUACCCCUGCAGUAAUUAUACAUAUAAAAACGUUAUAAUCAAAUUCCAUUAUUUAAUUUCCAUACUGUUCAUAUCGCAUUUAUACGACAUAUGGCAUAGUAAUAGCCGAUUCGAUUUGGCAUGGUAUAAACGAUCUUAUCUUAGGAACCAUAAAAGCUAGAAUGUUAAUAUUAAGCAUGCAAGUUAUCCAACCCAUAAACAUAGCACCCUUCCACAGUUUAUAAACAAAUUUCAAUUCUCAAUCUCGUCGGCAUUUCCUUUGUCUUUGUUUUUGUCAUUGCCUUUGCCAGCGCUUAGUUACCCGCUAAAAUAAAUAACCCAAACUUAACGU
Molecule: messenger RNA, 5316 nt
Organism: Drosophila melanogaster (fruit fly)
Lineage: Eukaryota; Metazoa; Arthropoda; Insecta; Diptera; Drosophilidae
Gene: lt
Product: light
Exons: 12
Coding region: 102-2627 (841 amino acids)
Biological process (GO): vesicle-mediated transport; protein targeting to vacuole; intracellular protein transport
Cellular component (GO): lysosomal membrane; Golgi apparatus; endosome membrane
Source: RefSeq, marked reviewed